CUUGCUUCCAAGACAGAGCAUUGCGGCUCUUCUAUUGCCCUUCUUCCACGAAACAACCCACCUGCACUUCUGCCCCGCCGAUAAUGCCGCGAGUAAUCAGCUAUACGCCGCCAUGGCUGAUGCGACCUAGCUCCGGCUACCAGCUAUUUGCGCCUAAACAGAGUACCAGCACCGCUCUGGUACCAAAACAAGCUCCUGGAAAGCGAAAGACCAUCGCGACGAGAGGGUCGGAGAUAUUCACGGCCGUGGGAACAGAGAUACGUUGGGCGGACCUUGCAGCAUUGAAAGAUGGCCUGGAUUCGUCGCGGACAUUGAAGCUCUCGGUUCCAUUCCCUAUAACACAGCUGGUCGUGUCACCCUACAACGACUACAUAGCUGUGGCUACCUCGCACACGAUCCAUGUAGCAAUUCUACCAGACUCGAGCCUCUUAAAUUCCGACGAUGAUUCGCCAAUCAAGCUGAAAGCUUUUCAAAUUGGGCCACUCGCACACGUUCGAGAAGAGUCACCGUUGGCUUCAGUGCUAUGGCACCCGCUAGGAUACCAUGGUCGUUGCUUGGUUACAAUCACUCAAGAUGGAAUUGUCCGCCUAUGGGAGAUCAAUCGUACGGACCGGUCCAGUUUCGCCGAGCCGGCGCUCUCUGUCGACCUCAAGAAACUUGCCAAUGCUGAGAACGAUGAGGACGAUCUCAGCGCGUCGAAGCUUGGUGCUACAAAAGGCUUCUCGCCAGAUUCAUUUGAGCUCGAAGUGGCGUCCGCCUGCUUCGGCGACUUUCCUGAGCAAGAGGGUGUCCAUGGCUGGGCGCCGAUGACGCUGUGGGUUGCUAUGGUUGAAGGGGAUCUCUAUGCCCUGUGUCCGUUGCUUCCUAGCAAGUGGCAGUUGGUAGAGGCCGAUUCCUCCAAUACCAUCAUGGAGACAUUGGCAACUUCAAUCAAUGUUGCCCAUGAAGACUCUCAAGAGAAUAAGGAUACGCCAGCUGAAGAGGUUGAGACGGCCCAGAAGCAGCUGUCGUGGCUCUCUGAUAUCAUUUACUCAGAACCUUUUCAAGAGGUAACACCUUUUGGAGAAUCUAUAAAGGUGUAUACACGGCCUAAUAGUGUUCCCGCUGUUCCGUUGCUCCAGGGUCCUUUUUCAAUCUCAUCACAGGGGCUGGAUGAUUUCGAACUUACCGAUCUUAUCGUAUUUUCUCUGAAAACAUUCACGGAUGGAGAGGAUGGGGAGCCGGCAGAAGGCUUGCCUGCUGCGGUAGUGUGUAUUCUUACAGAUACUGCAAAAGUACACAUAUGCUUGGAUUUGGAGGGAAUUGUAGGACGUUGGUUGCCUUCCGCAACAGACGACUUUUCUGCCUCCAAGCCCGUUGAGCAUAACCUCGUUCUACUGGAGACCCUUGUCUUGACCAAGGAAGAAACUUCUACUUACAGCCAGAGCAUUACCACAGAUGUACACACGGAUUUCUCGUUCUUCGUGUCUCAUCCUAGCGGUAUUUUUUAUAUUUCUCUUGAAUCGUGGGUCCGUAAUCUCGAGGAAGAACUCGCCAAUCCGCAGAGCGAAGGCAUGCAGUUCCGUCUAACGCGCAUGUUGGAUUCUGCCACCACUCACUUGGAACUCUGCCUGCCGCGACCUGCAAGCAACAGUGGAGCAGCAGUUCCAGAUAAUGCGACUUCAUGCAUUGCAAUUGAGGAUGGCAAUAUUGGAUACUUCCUCCUCACAACAUUCGAUAAUGAGCCUCAUGCUGUUAUCCUAGACGCACCGGAAGAUGGCAUGCCUACAGAAGAGCAACUUGCAGAAUACAUGGAAGUCGGCACGCUUCCAAUGCAGACACGCCCUGCGUACCAGCCUCCCAAAGAGCUAUACGAGCCACUGCAGUCCGUAGCUGGAUUAGACAAACUCAUUCCACAACGACAUCGGGCUAGUCUGAAGGAGGAGAUUCGCUUGUCCCCGGCCAACCUGAACAUAUUGAUGGACGUCCACCGGGUACUGAGUGAUGACACGCAGAAGCUCCAACGCGCAGUUGCAGACCUAUUCAGACGCUGCCAGCGUCUGCAGGAUGAAUACCGGGACCAGAUCUUCAGAACAAGUCAAGCAAUGACAAACAUAGAGGCUGUCACAGGUAAUGAUGGGACUGAUUCGAACGGGGAGGUGAACGAACACUCCGCUGCUAAGAUCGAUGAGCGCUUGGAGAGGGUCAAAUCUCGUCAAGAGGAGAUCAAUGCAAGAUAUGAGGCGAUUAGAAGGAAGAUGGCAUCGGUUGGAGGGUCGGAACUGAGCGAAAAAGAGGCCGGACUGGUGGAAGAGUUGCAAGUGAUGGAACGCAGCCUAGAUCCCAGCGCGCAGACAUUGACAGACGAUGCCGACGGUAGCGACAUCCCAGCGUGGCAGCGUCUAGAGAAAAUCAAGCAACUCAAGAAGACCCUCACGAAGCAAGCCGAGCAGACAUUGAGCGCGAUACAGGAGCAACGGGCGGCUGGUGACACGGGAGUGAAGGUGCCAUCACACUCUCGCAAGCAGGAGAACGAACAGAUCGAAGCACUGCUUCAGCGCGAGACGGCCCUGGUAGAGGCGGCUACAAAUCGACUAAGGAGCUUGGGAGUAUCAAUACCCCAGGUCGAGGGGAAUUAAAUCAUCUUUUGCGCAUGUAUUGGGUGCGUUUGCAGCGACAAGUUUCAGGGUCAAGAUUUUGCGCAAAGAAAGACUAUCUGAUAACUACUCAGGUAGAUAACUCCGCGAGGAAGUCUUGCCGGGUUUGUACAGUACAUAUCAAUCCUCGAAAUCAAUUAUUAUAUUUAUUCG
Messenger RNA from Aaosphaeria arxii CBS 175.79, 2789 nucleotides. RefSeq lists its product as uncharacterized. The record is from RefSeq and is a predicted model, not a curated record. The transcript is spliced from 2 exons. Gene Ontology annotation, biological process: ribosomal small subunit export from nucleus; mRNA export from nucleus; protein import into nucleus. The coding region runs from base 84 to 2618 and encodes 844 amino acids. Lineage: Eukaryota; Fungi; Ascomycota; Dothideomycetes; Pleosporales. Gene Ontology annotation, molecular function: protein binding; structural constituent of nuclear pore. Gene Ontology annotation, cellular component: nuclear pore.